UUUUGCAGCCAAAGUCCACUUAAUAUUGUCUCAUUCACUGGAUGAGCAUAAAUUUUAGGUAGAAUCAUAGGAACAAAGGGGAUAAUAAAUAUUGCAAGUACAUGAUUUUGCUAUGGUUAGUCGAAAAAAAUCUUAUGAAGAAAGCCAGACCAAAACAUUUUAUUACCUGAUGUAAAAAAGCAAAGUUAUAUUAUUAUUAUGGUUGGUUGCACAAACAGAUGUUUAGACUAGAUUUGGCAUUUUUGUCCACCUAUUGAGACCUUCCCAAAGAUCUAGGCUAGGCAGAUGCUGUUGCUUAAUAAUAUUAAAGGUAUAAUCACAUCAUGAAAGCUGUUUCAAGUGAAGCUGGCUUGUGCAACUGACUGAUGAUGAUAUUGUCCUGUUAUUAUUGAUACUACCUUUGCUUUCUUUUCCCACAGUCAUUGUGCUUCUAUUUGCAGAUCUUUAAUUUUUUUAAUUUUCACCAGUCCUUUGUCUUCUAUUCUGCUCUUUCCAAUUAGUGCAAUGUCCACUAUACAGAUAUUUUUGUCUUAUCAACAGUUGUUAAGUCUGGACUGUUGUGUAGCAGAUGCUUAUAUGUUUGAAUUCUAAAGUCCCGGAAUAUUUUAGCUUCUUUAUUUUUUAUUACUUUGUCUAUUUUGGGGUCCCCCAGUUCUUGCUGGCAGGCAAAUGGAAUUUCUUGCAGAUAUUUCGGUGUACAUUAAAUUGCUACUUUGUCAUCCGUUAUCUGUACAAUCUUCUUGCUAACUAGAUGGUCCACCAUUUUUCCAGCUUCUUUGCAGAGGCGGCAUUUGCUGUCUCUUGCUUUCUUCUCAAUUCUGGUUUUAUAUGCAUUUGUUUUUAAGGUCUUGUCUUAUGCAGCCAGAUUUAGCCCCUCUGUCUCUUUCUUCAACUUUCCUGCUCUUAGCCAUUCCUAGGUCUUGUUGUUAUCUGUUAGUUUUUUAUGUACUAGCCAGGUAAUACUUUUCCUUGCCACAUCUCAUUUUUGUUCUUCAUUUUGAUCUUAUAGACCACAUUGGUCUCUUUGGUAUUCAGUAAGUCUUCAUGGUGAACUAGCUUUCAAUGCAUCUUUUUCACUGUCCUUCGGAUAUUCUUCUAAUAUUUUUUUUCAUUUUUUUCUUCUUCAACUGUCUGAUGUACUUGCAACAUCUCACAACCUUGAUGCUCCUUGAUAAGUAGAGUCUAUCAACACUGAAGGAUGCCGAGUGCUCUCUGACCUUGGUUGUUUUCAAUAGCAAUAGCAAUAGCAGUUACACUUAAAUACUGCUUCAUAGUGCUUUACAGCCCUCUCUCGGGAAUUUACAGAGUCAGCAUAUUGCCCCCAACAAUCUGGGUCAUCAUUUAACUGACUUUGGAAAGAUGGGAGGCUGAGCCAACCUUGAGCCAGUCAGGAUCAAACUCCUGGCAGUGGGCAGAGUCAGCCUGCAACACUGCAUUCUAACCACUGCGCUACCACAGUUCUUUUCAUUACCCAAACUAGAUAAUACCAUCAGUGCUAGUAAGGAGUGGGGUUUGCUCUCAAUUUAUAUUCUAGGGACUUGGUAGGGGUAGUCUUUGAGGCUCUUUGGUUGGGCUAAUGUUUUUUUGGCAGUUCCUUGAUUGGGUAUUGUUUCCUUCUUGAUUGUUGGUCUGAUGUUAAUCUUGGUGUUAAUCUAUGCUUAUCUGUGUGUUAAUUGCUAAUGUGGUGUUUGGAUCUUUUUGUUCCCUUUUUGGCUUGUUGAUUGUCUCUUUCGCACAGUAUGUAGAUACUGUUUAUGUCUACAUGUCUAUUGAUGGGCAAUAUGUAAGAGUGCCAGCCUUCCAGGAAUAUCUUUUUCAUAGCCUUCCUGGCACUGUACCAAGCGCUGGUCUGUGGCUUAUUUCUAGACCAUUCCUUUACUGUUGAUGAUUGAUUCUAAAAGAAAGAAGCUACCCACCACUUUGAUAUAUUCAUGGGUAAUUCUAAGGCUGAUUGUUCUAUUGUUCUUCAUUUUUCACUGUGAUUAUUCAUUUUUAUUUUGUAUUUCUGAACCACCUGCCUCACUCCAAGAGUGAUUAGUUUGGUUUUAAAUGUAACACCCCCCCUUUUUUUUUACUGUGCUCCUUGACUUUUAUUACUAGAGCUUGCAGGACAUUUCCAUUUUUGGCUAUCAAAGUAAUGUCACCAGCGCUGCUUAGGUUUCUUCUUCCAAUUUUAAAGCCAUGCUCUCUUCUUCCCAUCUACCUUCUCUUAUUCAGCAUAUAGUAUAAGUAAAUGAGGGGAGAAUAUGCAGCCUUGACACACUCCUUUGCCAACUGGAGGCAGUCUGUUUCACCAGGUUCUGUCCUGACCUGUAUGAAAUGGUGCAUAAUAUUAAAGGCAAACAAAAGAAUUUUGACAUUUAAAACAGAAAAUCCCUUAGGCCAAGGGUCCCCAACCCCUGGGCCAUGGACCACUACCGGGCCACAGCCCAUUGGGAACUGGGCUGCUGAAGCAAUGGACGAGCCUGCAAAGCUUCAUUUGCACAUUACGGGAUUUAGGUUGCAUGUGCAAAACCGUUUCCCCCCCCGCUACCCAAACCACCAAAGCCGUUCGUGGUGCUGAUGGUCUGUGGAAUCAAAAGGUUGGGGACCCAUGUCAUAAGCAUUUCCCCGUCAGUAGAAACAGAAUAAUAUACUAAGGAAUAACAUAAUUAUCUUUUUUAUACCUUUGGAGCUAAAUGUUGCUCAGUAGCAAUUUCUGCUAGAAGUACUUGACUCUAAUGCUUAGAUUAUCAUCUUGAAUUGCUGUCCAUGGACAUUCUCAUAUACAACAUUAACCAGAUUUUUUUUAAAAUACUAUACAAGUUUUACUCUUUAAGUGUAAAUUAAUAAAAACAAUAAAUAAAAUGUUACAUGUAAAUAAACAAAAUGUUACAGCAGUAACAAUAAUUUUUAGAUCAAGGUUAUUAAAUAUGUGAAGUUUGAAAUGUUCAAAUACCUUUUGCCAAAUAACGGUAAACAAAACAAAGAUGGGCAGAGAAAUUAAAAAGGGGAUUUUAAAAAACAUGUGGCAGGAGUCUGCAGAUAUACAAAAGAAAUGAAAUGAUAUACAAAUGAAAUGAAAUGACAGAAUAUCUCCUGACAUAUAGCAUAUAACAGGAAUGAAAUUGAUUAAGGGAAAGUACAUCUAGUGAAACUCUUGUUACGUUCAUGAGUUAAGUUCAUACUAGGAUUUUUUUAAAAUUGUUUUUGUUGAUAUUGUUGAAUCUAUCAUGAUUUGAUGAACAUCCUGGAUGAAUUUGUGCAUUGGGCAAAUGUUCAUAUAGUAAGUUCAGACAAGAGGGUUUUUUUUAAAUUAUUUUUGUUGUUAUUGUUGAAUCUAUCAUCACGAUCUGGUGAACAUCCUGGGUGAAUUUGCGCAUUAGGCAAGCCAGUCCAAUGGAUUAAAGUGACAAGGGAAACAAUCGGCCUGAUUAUAGAGCUCUUAGUAGAAAGCAAGUUAUUUUAGGACCCAGCAGCAAUCUUUGCUGCUGUCCGUUACACACUGCAUAGCUAUUAGUGCUCCGGGUCGUCCCUGUCGCUUGCUCCUUCGAUUCGAUCCUCUGCGCCUGGCAUCCGAAGCGGUUGCAGGCACAGGAAAGGAGCGAGAGGAAGCCUGUUUCCUCCCCAUCCCAGCAGCUUUCCUUGCAGAGGGGCGCUCGCGGCGGUACAUUGCUGGCAAGGAAACCUGCCUGGCCCGGCUAGGGCCGCCGGCUGGGUCGUGCAUGCGCCUGCGCGGGCGCGCCACUGCUUCGUCAAAAGCGGGACUUGGAUAGCUCCGGCUGGGGUCUUUCCUCUACUUGACGCACCAAAGCACAAAACGCCUCACUGGGCUCGCCUUCUCCCGCCGUUAUCUUAGCGCGGUGCAGCAGCCGGGCGAGAUUCUGGCUAGAAUUUGGGCCCUCCCUCGGGGGCGGGGCCACGGAAAGACCGCGGCGUCCCCACCUCCUUUCUCGGUAGCUCCAAGGAGAGGACGGAAUUACUGCACGGGGACGCCGCCAGCUGCAUCUUCUCCGCUUCGUGUUUUAAAACUGGAUGGAAGCCGCCCGGGGCUUGUCGGAGCCUCAGCGGCUGAUAACGGGAAUCCCUCAGCUGCUGCUGCUGCUCGUGUUCAGUUUUUGCGGCUGUCCGCGGGCUGCGAGAUGCUGAGCUGCGGCUCCACGAAAGCGUUCGGGGGCCCCGCUUCGGUGCUCGCGCGCGCGUGAUUCCAGAGAGCGACCUGCCGCCCUCCUGAUGGACACGGAGUCCCGAGUACAGCUCAGGGCUGUUGCUGCUGCUGCUGCUGAAUCUCGGGGGAAGGGUCGUGUGAACGCCGAGUCGCAGAAGAACCCAACGCUGUUGCUGCCGUUGUAUGGGUGGAAUGCUGAGCGGGCUACCCACUCCGGGUCGUCUCGGUGGGCAGGGGGCUUAAGAGGUGGCUUUUAGGGUGUUCUUUAAAAAUUAUUAUCCCGAGUUUCAUUUGGAAAGCCGAACGGGUGGGGGGGGGGUUGCAGGAGACCAAAGCCCGUCCAUGGCCAACCCGCGGCGGAGCAUUGAGCUGGAGCAUUUCGAGGAGCGAGACAAAAGGCAGCAGCGCUCGAGCUCCCGCCGGGGAGGGGGCAGCUCCACUUGUAGCAGCAGCUCGGGGCCCAAAGGCAACGGGCUCAUCCCCAGCCCCGCGCACAGCGCCCACUGCAGCUUCUACCGCACGCGCACCCUCCAGGCCCUCAGCUCGGAGAAGAAAGCCAAAAAGGCGCGCUUCUACCGCAACGGGGACAAAUACUUUAAGGGCUUGGUCUAUCCCAUUUCCAGUGACCGCUUCCGCUCCUUCGACGCCCUGCUGAUCGAGCUCACCAGGUCUCUGUCCGACAACGUCAACCUGCCCCAGGGCGUCCGGGCCAUCUAUAGCAUCGAUGGCAGUCGAAAGCUCUCCAGCCUCGACGAACUGGUGGAUGGUGAAAGUUAUGUAUGCGCUUCCAAUGAGCCAUUUCGGAAAGUUGAUUACAUUAAGAAUGUUAAUCCAAAUUGGUCUGUCAACAUAAAAUCUGGGUCAUCUCGAUCCUUCACAUCCUUAAUAUCUGCAAAAAGUGAAAUAAAGGAGAGCAAAGACUUCAUUAAACCUAAACUGGUAACUGUUAUACGCAGUGGAGUGAAGCCACGAAAAGCUGUGAGAAUUUUGUUGAAUAAAAAAACUGCUCAUUCCUUUGACCAAGUGUUGACUGAUAUAACAGAAGCUAUUAAGUUAGAUUCAGGCAUUGUCAAGAGAAUUUGCACAUUGGAUGGAAAACAGGUUACCUGUUUGCAAGACUUUUUUGGUGACGAUGAUGUUUUUAUUGCCUGUGGACCUGAAAAAUACCGUUAUGCUCAAGAUGAUUUUGUUCUGGAUCAUAGUGAAUGCCGUGUUAUGAAAUCAUCUUAUUCCCGUGCAUCUGGAACAACAAGAUAUUCUGGAUCUAAAAGUCCUGGGCCUUCACGUCGAAGCAAGUCCCCAGCUUCAGUAAAGAGGGGUGGCCACUACUCCAGUACAUGCUCUUCAGCAAAAUCCCCAGUCAGUGGAGCCCCCAGCAGCCAGAUUUCUACUCCUAAAUCAACAAAAUCAUCUGGUUCCUCACCAACUAGUCCUGGAAGUUUUCGAGGACUCAAGAUUCUCCCUCCUUGUGAAUCUUCUUCUAAUGUAAAUGGUGUGCCUGAAAUAUCUCCUUACCUGAAUCCUGAAGGCAUAAAUGGAAACAAGUACUCUGAGACAUCCACCAUUCUUGAAAAGUACAAAGUGGGAAAGGUGAUUGGUGAUGGUAAUUUUGCUGUGGUAAAGGAAUGCAUAGAACGGUGAGUAUGUAUAACAUUAUUUCAUUGCAACUUUAGAAUGAACAGUGAGAACAUAUAGGCAAAUUAUUGUAAUUUCAAGGAGAAUUUUAAAGGUUCUUCCUCCUUUCUGGAACAUGUUAAAAAACUGGAAAUCUCUACUACAAAUCUCAUAACUAUUAUUGGCAUGUGAAAAUAAAUAUCAAAAUUAUUUAUCUAUUUACCUGGGGGGGAG
Molecule: messenger RNA, 5995 nt
Organism: Crotalus tigris (Tiger rattlesnake)
Lineage: Eukaryota; Metazoa; Chordata; Lepidosauria; Squamata; Viperidae
Product: serine/threonine-protein kinase DCLK2-like
Exons: 8
Coding region: 4490-5788 (432 amino acids)
Biological process (GO): retina development in camera-type eye; axoneme assembly; intracellular signal transduction
Cellular component (GO): axoneme
Source: RefSeq, a predicted model, not a curated record